Molecule: messenger RNA, 3640 nt
Organism: Glycine soja
Lineage: Eukaryota; Viridiplantae; Streptophyta; Magnoliopsida; Fabales; Fabaceae
Exons: 6
Coding region: 1412-3472 (686 amino acids)
Source: RefSeq, a predicted model, not a curated record
UUUGGACGUAAUUAAUCGGGUGUUUGUUUCCUGUGUGAUACGAUAAUUUUUUAGAAUCUUUUUUUUUUUGUUCUUUUAAUUUGUUUUAGCAAAAUGCUUAGUUCUUGGGGUAUAUGGGUUGAGGGGAGUGAGAUAUUGAAUGGAAGAACACAGGAAGAGAAGGAGAAAUAGAUGUGACAAAUGAAUUAUAGGAAGAGAAAUGAUGUGAAAAUGUGACGAAAGAAGUGAAUAUAUGAUGAUGAUUACUCUUUGUUUUAAUGGAUUCUUGUGGUUUUUUUCUUUUCUUUUUAAUCAGAAGGAGCAUGGAUGGUCAUUAAAUAACGCAUAAAUAAUCAUGGAGUAGUAUAAGUGAUAGUAGAACUUUUUGUUUUUCUUUCUUCUGCUUCUUGAGAUUUUUAUUUUGUUAAAAUCCUGUUGUUAUUUUGCAACUAUAGAAUGGACAUCAAUUUGAUAUAUUUGUAGAAUUAGCAGUGUGCUUUGUGAUAUAUUAUGUGUAAUUUGUGUGUCUGUGGAUAUUGACAAAAUUGUAGAUUUUUGUAUCAGGCUAAUGUUGCUAAGAUGCACUGUUGUUAAAUAGCAGUUAUAGUGGAACUAUAGUGCUAUUGCAUUGGGGAAAUCCUUAGAUCCAUUAUUGCGACUCUGUCCGCUAAUGCGCUGCUAUGAUAUAUAGUGCAUUAUUUAGCUUUCUGCCAUUUUUUGCAUUCUGCAAUUGACAGCACUGCUAAGAUGCAAGGCGGGUUUGAAGAUUUAUCUCAUCUUGGGCUGGGUGGGCAUAGCAGUAGCACUUUAGCACUUGUUUUUUGAGAGUAUGAGAUAAAUAAUGGUGGUUGAAUACUUUAAUUAUUUAAAAAAAAAAACUUGACUAAGGAGGUCUGCACAUGUGUUGAUUGUUCCUGUCCUUGUAAAGGUGGCCCUUCUUAACCCUUACUCCGCUUUGUUUAAAGGAAAAGGAUUACAUGGGUGGGUAUGGUGGAACUCAUUAAGAGUUUCAGGUUGGUAGCAACUGUUCUAUUUGCAACAUUUUGAAUUUGUCUCUUUGUGUUGUUAGGUUCGUUUGAAAUAUCGCAAAAUCUGAAUGGCAUGUCAGCCUGUCAUCUGUUUUUGUAAGUAGUUUUGGAAGUGUCAGUAUUUGUGUUGGGACUCUAAUUAUGAUGAUAGUGAUAAUAUGCUGUCCUUUUUCUUAUUAAACCUGAAUGUUUUUCAAAAACGGGAUUAGGUUGAGGAUUCAAUAUGGUUUGACUGAUUUAGUCUGGUUUUGAGUUAUUGGAUUACUCAAAUGGUUCAAUGGGUUGAUGCUGAUUGCAAGCAAUUCCUGGUGGUAGUGAGACUAGUGUGUUCCGUUUUGUUUCUAAACCAAUGGAGGCCUAAGAAUGUUUUUGCAUCUCUUUUCCAAUCCCUCCCUUAAUCUCACAUGAAUGCUGUAGCCAUAUCAAUUUAUGAACUGCUUCAUGUUCAAAUGCUUAUUAGAUUAGGAGGUUUCAAAAUAGAAAUGACUGGAAUGAUAGAUCGUUUAGAGGUUUCCUUUCAGAGGCAGUUUAACUACCAUGACCAAGUUCCUCAUAAGAUUGGUGGAGGCAAAACAGGUAAUAAAUAUAUGAAGACAAAUGAUGGGUUAAGAAGACCCAUGGAAUCAUCUAAACAUUAUAUUGAUUCUCCAUGGCCAGCUGUGACAUAUGAUAUAAUGGCACCAUCACCUGUGGUGGGGUCUAGUUUCAAGCUUGUAUAUCAGCAAAUCUUAGACUCACAGGCACAAUUAUUGGAAGGCAAAGAAUAUCAUAAGAUUCAAAAUCCUACUGUAGAAACAAAUGAUCAUCCACAUGCCCCUGCAGAUUCUAAUAUUUACACCCAACCAGAAGAUGUGAGUUCUGAUUCUGCAGCAAGAGCACUAAGACAACCAAAAGUGGGAUACUGUAAAAUUUGUGAGGUUCAUCUACCCUAUUGCAAAACAUUGGAAAUGCAUAACCAAGAAAAUAGUCAUCAAAGAAUGUUGAAACUAUAUGAGGAAAUACAGAGACUAAAAACUUCAAACGUACAGAUUCCAAAUUCUCAAAAGAAUUUAGUAGUUCUACCUAAGACAGUUCAUAUAUCUGGGAAAAAUGGUCACCCACAAAAGAAUAUGAGUUCAGAAGCUAGUAUUUUGAAGCACAAGAAUUACCUGAAGAAAGGUAUGGGGCUGACUUGUGAAAUUCCAGCUAAAGGACCUGAAGUGAAACCUAGGGAUAAUAGUGGCGCACAGGGUCAUGGUUUCAAGCAGAAUAUUAGGGGUCUCAAAAUAGGUAAAUCAAGUUUCAAGCUACAGUCUCAACGCAUUUUAGCUUCACAGACACCUGUAUCAGAACACAAAGAACAUGCUAUACAUAUUGGAACAGAAUCCCAAUUAUCAAAAGACACAGCAGAUUGUGAGAACCAAAGUUGUACUGAUGAGAAAAACAAUCAGCUGCUGCCAUCAAUUGUAGCGGAGUUCAAUUCCCCUUCAGGUUCCAGUACUAACACCCCAACUACAGAUGAAUGUUCUAAAGCUGAACAAAGGAUAGAGAUUCUCACCCAUCAGUCAGGGACAACUCAGCUGUCUCAGGUAGCUGUUUGUCUUCAGUGUGGCAAUGCAGGGUUUCCAGAGACACUUGUGUUUUGCAACAAGUGUCAGGUAUAUGCACGUCAUAGGUAUUGUUUAGAUGGACCUGUGAUUUUUACGGAUGAUGUUACUUGGUUUUGUGAGGAUUGCGAAGCAAAGGUGACAUCUUUUCAUGAUAGUUGUACUCUUCUCCCAUCUGGAAAAAACAUCUCUCUAAAUUCAGGAAAUGAUGCAUCCCAAGCCAGAAUAGAGCCAAAAAGCUGCAUAGAGAGUGUAAAAAACAAGCAAGAGCCACAAAAUAUUAUAGCUAAAACAAUGGUGCUGUUAUCUGAUAAUCACAGUUUGUCUCAUCAUGGGUUGUCUCAAUGCAUUAACAACGCUGAAAAAGAAAAUAAGUUUGAGAAAGAGUUUCAACCAGAUCCAAAAGAUGAAGCUAAUACUAGUGAGUCUUUAAAUGCUACUGUUCCAUACCCUAUUGCUGAUCCAGUCUGGAGGGGAAGUUUGCGCAUCUCCGACCCAAGUUUUGGUACUGUCAUUGGUCUUCUGGCCCAUGUGUCCACUUUAGCAAGCCCCAAAGUUCUGGAGGAGACAAGAUUUUUCCCUGAUGUGCUUUGCCCAGACUUGCGCCCAAGAACUGCGGUGUGGCCAAAGUCUUUCAUGAAAUGUGGACCAAAUAUGGAUAGCAUUGCUCUUUAUUUUUUUCCUGAUAGUGAAAGAGUUGAGAGGGCCUUUCACAAGCUGGUAGAGGACAUGAUGUACUUUGACCUUUCCUUAAGAACAGAGGUUGAAAAUGCUGAGCUUCUAAUUUUUCCUUCUAUAUUACUCCCUAUUCAAUGCCGAAGAUUUCAAGAAAAGUACUACUUGUGGGGUGUCUUCAGAGCAAAGAAACCUUCACUGUAAAAAUGAUUUGGUAUGUGGUGGAGAGCUUACUAGUAUUGAAAAGGCCUUAAACCCUUUAGAAACAACAGAGUCCCUUCAAGACAGAGGACUUGUGGUAGUUCUAGUACAGUUAAUUCAGUGUCUAUACCCAUUUUUUAUAUAAUGUGAAUUAGUACAUUAUAGUUUGCA